Molecule: messenger RNA, 3422 nt
Organism: Oncorhynchus kisutch (coho salmon)
Lineage: Eukaryota; Metazoa; Chordata; Actinopteri; Salmoniformes; Salmonidae
Product: ERI1 exoribonuclease 2-like
Exons: 9
Coding region: 270-1187 (305 amino acids)
Molecular function (GO): nucleic acid binding; 3'-5'-RNA exonuclease activity; zinc ion binding
Source: RefSeq, a predicted model, not a curated record
GCUGCUGAUCGAUCAUCGCUUCCUGCUCGAUUUGUUUUCCCUUUCAGCCCAAACCAGUCGAGCGCAGCACAGCAUUCACCGAUGAGACGAGAAUUUUUUUAAAAGAUCACCGCGAAUCCAACACUGCUUUGUUAUUAAUGAAGUUGUAUGCGAUAUUUUUUAACCUGGUACUUUUAUUUUUUGAAGUCGUACUUCGGUUGUCACGUUGUUUAUAUUUUAAUGUACACUAUUCGUAACGAAGUUGAGUCCGUGGCCUGAAGAAAACGACGAUGUCUACAAAGAAACUGGCGAAACAAUUAGGGUUCGUGAGGAAACGCAGUCAGUCAUCAACUGGACAGAAGAAACCACUAACAUCUAAUCAAAUAUUCCCAUAUCUGAUUGUCAUCGACUUCGAAUCCACAUGCUGGAGAGAGAGGAACAGCUACGGGCAGGAGAUUAUUGAGUUUCCUGCUGUUCUCCUGAAUACCUCUACAGGCGAGGUGGAGUCAGAGUUCCAUACGUACGUUCAGCCACAGGAGCACCCCGUACUGUCUGAGUUCUGCACCGAGCUCACUGGAAUCACACAGCAACAGGUGGAGGCCGGGGUUCCCCUCCACAUCUGUCUGUCUCGGUUCUCCCGGUGGCUGCAGACUCUGGAGCACCAGAGGGGUGUGGUCUUCCCCAGGGACCAGAGGGCUCCAAUCGCAGAGCACCGUCCCUGUGCCUUCGUCACCUGGUCAGACUGGGACCUGGGGGUGUGUCUGCUGUACGAGUGUAAACGGAAGCAGCUCCACAAACCUGCUGUUCUGAACAGCUGGAUAGACCUGAGAGCUACGUACAGACUGUUCUACAACAGAAAACCCAAGGGACUGAAUGGAGCUUUACAGGAUCUAGGGAUACAGUUCUCUGGACGGGAGCACUCAGGUCUGGAUGACGCCCGUAACACCGCCCACCUGGCCUGGAGGAUGGUGAGGGAUGGCUGUUUGAUGAAGAUUACACGCUUUCUGGAGAGGGUGAGUGGCUCCCUGACAAACCCCCACUCCUACGCCCCCAGUACUAACAACCCCACCGUGCUGACAACCCCUGGACUACUGUACUACGCCUCUAAAGACUCACCCAGUGGCGAACUACAUCGAACCCUUGGAUUUCUGUCAACGCCCCAGAAUACCCACUCCUCCUCCCGUAAAGACUUACGCAGGCGCCUUUGAAGACCAAACCCCUGUUUGGAAAUGGGAACGUGCCAGGGGAUGGUUGUCCUGGCAACAAGAGGGAUAACAAAACCACUAUCAAAAACCCCUCCAAGACGACAGAGAGCGGUGGUGGCGGCCAUCUUGAAAAUCGACCCAACAGCAAGCCAGUUAGCAACACGGACGUUGUUGAGACACGACCCAAGCCUUCAGACAACAUGGUUCCCAACACAGAGGUGAACUCUAACUUAACCGCUGAACCUGUUCAGUAUCAGAGUAUUGUUUCACCAAAGACCCUUCUCAAUGGUCUGACCACUCCAAUGUGUGGUGGUGGUGGUAGUAGCAGAACAGGUAGAAUAGGAACCAUACGGUCCGUCUCCUCUCCUAUGACUUUCAAUAUCCCCUCUCCUCAUCACUACAUCAACAGCCUCGUUCUGGUCUCCACUAUGGUGAAUUGCAUUACCCAUCUACCCCAGCCAGACCCGACCCUUGACCCGAAAACAGCAAGUAUGGAGGAGGACGUGCCCAUCUCGUGCGGUUCGUAUGACGACGUGGUAUUGGAGGAGGACUGGGAUGUCACGGUUGGUGACGAGGCUUCUGUUGCUGAUGUGUACACAGAGAACCAGAGGUUUGAGGUGGAUGAUACCUCGGUUUAUGGGAGGACCUUGCUGUGUCCAAGCCCAGUACAUUCAAAUCCUGGUAGAGGUCCAACCAACAGUAGGCCUAGGUCCAAUACCACCAACACGCCCUGCCAACAUCUGACUAGCCUGGUACACAAGACCGAUACUAGAACAUCCUCCAGUAACUUGGUGUCUUUCAAGGCUGGGACAACAAGGACCUACAACACCUCUGCACCUAACAGUCUGUCCACUUCCUCUUUUGUCACACCCAGACCCGUUACCCCUGGCUCAAACCUCUCAGAUACACGGUCAAGACUGAACACGGAAACGUCAAACUCCUUUGUGAUCGAGAAGAACGAAUCGAGAACAUCCUCCAGUUCUGCAAAAGCUGCGACAACGAGGAUAUACAACACCUCUGGGUCAAAUAGUUCAUGUAGUUUCUCCUUCGACAAACCCAGACCUGUUACCCAUGAUUCCAACCGCUCAGCUACACGGUCAAGACCUCAAACGGCAACAUCGAACAACUCCUUUGUGAUCUACAAGGACAAGCCGAGAGCCUCAAAUACCACUUCCACAUCCAAUACCUCAACAGCAUCCAAUACCUCAACAGCAUCCAAUCAUUCCUUUGUCAAACCCAGACCAGGCCUCCAGAACUCCAACCUCCAUGCUACACGGUCAAGACCUCUCACAUUAAAAAACCCUGGUAACUCCUUCACACCCAUGUCCUCUACGACUAACCUUCCCAAUCCAACUAGACCCAAACCAGUUACCACCAGCAGUGACUCUAACCUCUCUGCUUCAAAGACGCCAAACGGCUCUGCAUCCAGUCUCUCCUUUGCCAGGCCCGGACCUGUCGUCCAUAUCCCCGACCCAUCGACUUCACGUUCGAGGCUGCACGCAGAGAUGCCAAACGCAUCUUUCACGAUCCACAAGUACUCCUCUUGCCUCGCCUCUGUCUCUCGUCCCUCUGUCGGUGGAUCGUUCUCCGUCCUCUCCUCGUCCGUUAACCGCUCCUCGCUCCCGCCGACCCACAGCACCAAGAUCACGGCCCCGCUGUGCGACUGCGGGCGGCGAGCCAAGCGUCUAACGGUGUGUAACGGCGGCCCGAACCAAGGCCGAGCGUUCUACUGCUGCACGGUGCGUAAACACGGCCCCGGGGGGACCAGGAAGGGAUGUGAGUUAUUUAAGUGGGAGUCUGCUCUCCUCCAGGCUAAAUCACCAGCCUCCGCUGCCAACUCCAUCGCUCUGCGUUUUGGUCUCAACUCCAGUGUUGUUCGUCCCCCUGUCGUCGUCUAGGACGAGAUAUCAGUUAGCUUGAGGUCAUAGGGAGACUCUCAACAGCAUUUCCUUCUCAUCCAAUGGGUUCGAGAGGACACAAGGAAUCAAGGAAAUGCAAUUGAGAUUCUCCUCACAAAGGUGUCAUAUUUUAAACUGUACAUUAUGAGAAUGUGUAUGAUGUUGUUUUGUUUUUAGUAUAUGAUUUAUGUCCACAUACUAAAUCUGGUUCGUUCAUUGACCAAUAUCCUGUACAGUUUCUAAAUAGAAUUGAUCCUCCAUAAUGUGAGAUGACAUGAUGUCAUAAUGAAAUGGUAGGUCGGCACUGUCAUAAUAAAAGAUGUCAUGACUUGUAAUUACA